AAUUCAACAUUGAUCGAUUAUUUUAUGUUUGUAUUCUCAGUAUCAACAAACAUUGAUCAUAUCUCUUAUUUUCUACUUGAAAAUGUCUGAUGGAACUUUUCUAGUAUCAAUUUCGGGGCAAUUAGAAUAUAUAGAAGCGUUUGUAGAAGCUGGAAGCGAUUGGUAUUGCAAGUAUGAAUUUGUAACAGGCCCGGAUUGGAAGUUAAUUGGAGGUAUAGAGGCUGGUCUAUCUCAGAUUUGUAGCGUGAAUAGAAAUGGGGAGAAAAUAGUACUUAAUUUACCUAUAGAAGUUAUGCUGAAAUCCACAAAUGUUUAUGGUUGGCCACAACUAGUAUUAAGUGUUUAUAAAAAUAUGACAUUGGAAGGAUAUGGUAGAUGUCACAUACCUUUGACACCUGGAACUCAUGGCUUAGAUAUAUUCUUGUCAAAGCCUCUAACAUCAACUUUUCUGGGGUAUAUAGCUUCAUUUUUUGGAUAUCAACCCGAAUUAUUACAACCAAAAAUGCUUGCUACUACUGCUGGAAAUCAAUUACUUCGGAUGACUUCAACAGGUCAAGUUAAAGCAACCAUUAGUGUUGUUACUCAAGGUUUCAAGAAUUUAGGUUAUGAUGUGGGACGUGUAAGAUAAAACAGAUGUAUAUUUGAUUAGUGUGAACAAUAAUUCAUAGAUUUUCUAAGAUAACUGUUUUCUUAGAAUCAAUUUCUUUACCAUAAAAUAAGGUUUUGACUGAAAAAUUAUAUUGUGUAGUUGAAAGAAUAAAAAUUUAUUUUGGUAAUCUU
Messenger RNA from Harmonia axyridis, 780 nucleotides. It is a transcript of the gene B9d1, whose product is annotated as B9 domain-containing protein 1. The record is from RefSeq and is a predicted model, not a curated record. Gene Ontology annotation, biological process: cilium assembly. Bases 83 to 628 code for a protein of 181 amino acids. Gene Ontology annotation, cellular component: MKS complex. The transcript has 3 exons. Lineage: Eukaryota; Metazoa; Arthropoda; Insecta; Coleoptera; Coccinellidae.